AUGGGCCCGCCAAGAAAGUCCAGAAGUGUGAAUAAGGGGUUUUCUUAUAUUGAUGAGCUUUCUCCUAGUAAAGAUGGUGAGAAUUCUAAGAAAAACGUCCAGCGGAUGACUGUCUUAGGAAUCGAAGUGCAUUAUCAGAGACAGAAGAGGAAGGUGUCUGACAUGUUAGGGGCUCAAUGGAGCAAGACAGAGCUGGAGCGCUUUUAUGAAGCGUAUCGCAAGUAUGGAGUAGAUUGGAAAAAGGUGGCAGCUGCAGUGGGAAACCGAUCUGUGGAAAUGGUGGAGACUCUCUACUCAAUGAAUAUGGCUUACUUGUCACUUCCUGAGGGGACCGCUUCCAUAGCUGGGCUAAUAGCAAUGAUGACUGAUCACUACAGCAAUCUGGCAGGAAGUGAUAGUGAACAAGAAAGCAAUGAUGGAUCUGAUGGGCGUGCCCUUUUGCAUUCCGCGACGGUCACUUCAAGUUAUGGUUGCCUGUCAUUGUUAAAGAAGAGGUCCUCUGGUGGAAGCCGACCUCGUGCUGUUGGAAAAAGGACGCCACGUGUCCCUGUAAAAUACUUUUACAUGGAUGUUGAGGGGGAAAAGUUAUUUUCUGCAACAAGGCAGGCCCAGAAAUUAAAGGUGGAUGCAAAUGAUGAUGAAGAUGUUCAUGCGAUAGCAAUAGCUUUGGUCGAGGCUUCCCAGAGAGGUGGUUCUCCACAGCUUGCUGAAACAGAAAUGACCAGUGCCAAGCUUGUUGGAAGUGACAGGGGUGAAGUUGGCUUGCAAGCAAGCCUGGAAGUUGAUAAGGGAGAAUCUUCUAGGGAUAGGAGUUGUACAAGGGUAAUGGAAAGUGUUGGUACUGUGGAUAAAAAGGGAAGAGGACAUUACGGAAAGAAACUUGAAGUUGAUGACGAUUGCACCAAUCAUUUGGAUGACUUUAAAGAAGCCUGUAGCGGGACAGAAGGACAAAAAUUGGGCAAAGUUAUGGGGAAAUUUGUCAUGGAGGUCACAGAUGCAAAAAUAUCGAGGUUUUCGUCACAGGGUCUGAGAAAGAGGAGCAAAAAGGUUCUUUUCGAGGGAGACGAGGGAUCUACCUUUGAUGCACUGCAGACGUUGGCUGAUUUGUCUCUAAGGAUGCCAUCAACAACAGAAGAAAAUGAGCCAUCAGUGCUGGUCCAAAGAGAAAAUGAUGACCUUGUUGCGGAAUCUAUGCCAGCAAUCCAUCAAAGGGACAAAUGUAAAUCCUCAGGGGUUAAAGUGAAAGGGAUCGAUCAAUAUCCAGAUUUGAAGUUGCUACCUCUCAAAAAUCAAAACCUGGAGAAGUUUCAGCACUCGUUGUUGACUGCUAGAACUGAAGCUCGUAGUGAUACCCGUUUGAGUGGCUCUCAGGAGGCGGAGAUUAGAGAUGCUGGGAAGAAGUCAGUGACUAAGGGUAGACGAUCUCCUUAA
Molecule: messenger RNA, 1431 nt
Organism: Ilex paraguariensis (yerba mate)
Lineage: Eukaryota; Viridiplantae; Streptophyta; Magnoliopsida; Aquifoliales; Aquifoliaceae
Source: the annotation of a GenBank genome assembly